AGACCACCUAAUCUCUCUCUCUAAUCCGACGGAAGCAGCAGCAGCUAGCGACACACAACAACUACAGCAAGCACACAGCAGGAGGAGGAAGAAGAAGGCUCCAUCUAUCUAUACUCUAUAGUUCCACACGCAUGGGGAACUGCGCCAUCACGCACCAGGCCACGUCGUGGGCGGACGACGGCGAGUGGGAGCUGCCGUCGCCGGGCGACGACGAGGCGCACGAGGAGCGGAGGAAGGAGCACGCCAGCGAGGUGACCAUCCGGAUCAGCAAGCGCCAGCUGCAGGAGCUGGUGGACAAGAGGGCCGACGACGGCGUCUGGAAGGGCCGGCGGUCGGCGUCGGAGCUUCUGGCGGACAUCAUGAACGCCGGGGAGGUGCACCACCACGUCGACCACUGCAGGGCGGCGCACUGGAAGCCCGCCCUCCAGAGCAUCCCGGAGGCGGUGGAGUCGUGACGCUACGCCCCGUGACGCGUGCCGGCCAUGGCUUUCGAUCGCCGGGUUUGGGUUUCUCGCCUCUUUCUUGGUUGCUUCUUCGCCGUGUCUCACAGCUUUUUGGCGGCCUUUUUGUGCUAUUCUUUGGUUUGGAUCCAACGAACAAUGUAUAUACUCUCCGUUCCAAAAUAGAUGACCCAACUUUAUACUAAGGUCAGUACAAAGUUGGGUCAUCUAUUUUGGAACGGAGGGAGUAGUAGGGAAAGUGGUGAUGUAAAUUGUAAAGUAGAUGUUCUACUGUCCAUACGGCUUUUUGUGUGUGGAACAACAACAAACCAAACAUUCUCAGUUGAUCUGCUGCUUUGUGUGUGGCACAAACCAAGCAUUUUCACUUGAUCCGCUGUCCAAAAACACGGUACAGACGAGCUUACCAGGAAGAGGAGGAAGAAGAAACCUACAAGGGUGCAAAGCAAUGUUGGUUGGUUGAACCCAGAAGCCAAACCUGGAAACUGAUGAGGACAGAAGCGAUUCUGUAUGCCCUGCAAGGGUGCAAAGCAAUGUUGGUUGGUUGAUCCCAGAAGCCAAGUUAUGUUCCACUAAAGAAACAAGUUAUGCAAUGUAAUUAUGAUUAUGAA
This is a messenger RNA of Triticum aestivum (bread wheat), 1069 nucleotides long. RefSeq lists its product as uncharacterized. The record is from RefSeq and is a predicted model, not a curated record. The transcript has a single exon. The coding region runs from base 132 to 455 and encodes 107 amino acids. Lineage: Eukaryota; Viridiplantae; Streptophyta; Magnoliopsida; Poales; Poaceae.